Messenger RNA from Paralichthys olivaceus (Japanese flounder), 6626 nucleotides. The record is from RefSeq and is a predicted model, not a curated record. Lineage: Eukaryota; Metazoa; Chordata; Actinopteri; Pleuronectiformes; Paralichthyidae.
CAUAUGACUGUGACAUCCAUGGAGACGGUCACAGGGAGCGAGCUCUGCUCUCGGGUUUGAAAAGAGAGAGGCUUUCUGCGCCGGGUUUGUUUUCAAUACAAAAUGCCCCCGACUCUCUUCCAGAAACUUUUCAACAAGAGAAACGCGUUUUCGUCGCCGCCUCCGAGAUGCAGCAAAGAGGACCCAGCUUUCAGCUGGCCUCUUCCCCAGCUGGAGCCCAGUCAGAUCAGGUUAAUAGUGUACCAGGACUGUGAGAGACGUGGCAGAAAUGUCAUCUUCGACUCCAACGCCAAAAAGAGGAGCACGGAGGAAACUCCCAUCACCAGCACUGAGGGCCAGGUCAAGAUGUUCGGGAAAUGCUGCCAGCUCCGACCCACAGGUGGCAGCAGCAGUUCCCUGGACAGCUCCUCCUCUUGCACCUCUGAAACCAAAGACACCAAAGAGCAGGGUCUCCGCUUCCAGGGUUCGAGGUGUUCGUCCGAUGUGGUAAUGUUGGGGGAAAUGAUGUUCGGCUCUGUUGCCAUGAGUUACAAAGGCUCCACACUAAAAAUCCACCAGAUCAGAUCACCACCUCAGCUGAUGCUGAGUAAGGUCUUCACCGCCAGGACUGGAGGCAGUGUGUACGGCAGCCUCAACACGUAAGCACAGACACUUUCUUUUGUCCCCCCCUCUUCCUUCUCUUCCUAUCCAUGUUUUUGUUUGUGCUGCACAGGAUUUUCGCAGCUCUGCAGCCCUCGCCGGGCCUUCUCUGAGCAGGGCCCUCUGCGCCUCAUCAAGAGCGCAUCUUUCUUUUCAGGCCACAGUCACCCCAUGGACAUGCCUGGCCGAGGGCUGUACGACGAGAGGGACAGCGGCAUCGCCAGGUCAGCUUCUCUGAGCAGCCUGUUGAUCACCCCUUUCCCAUCUCCUGGCUCCUCUCUGACCAGCAGCUGUGCGUCCAGCUACCAGCGCCGAUGGCUCCGCAGCCAAACCACCAGUCUCGAGAACGGUGUUUUUCCCCGAUGGUCUGUGGAGGAGAGCUUCAACAUGUCUGAUGAAAGCGGGGGGCCGGGCCUCGGCGUAGCCAGAAAGAAGAAGAUCGCCAUCGGAGUCAUCUUUACGCUGUCCCCCAAUCCCGAGGAGAACAACCGCUUCCAGGAUUUCUUUUUCUCCCACUUCCCUCUGUUUGAAAGCCACAUGAACAAACUGAAGAGCGCCAUCGAACAGGCCAUGAAGAUGAGUCGACGGUCAGCUGAUACCAGCCAGAGGGCCUUGGCUUACAGCCGAAUGAUGGACGGACUCAACGAGUUCAGGAUGACCAUCUGCGACCUUUACACCAUGCCUCGGGUGGCUGAGCCUGUCUGGUUGACCAUGAUGUCUGGGGCAUCGGAGAAGAACCAGCUCUGCAGUCAGUUCAUGAGGGAGUUCUCCCUGCUGAUGGAGCAGGCCUCCAAGAACCAAUUCCUCCCGGCUUUAUUGACGUCGAUCCUGACUAAUCAUCUGGCCUGGGUCCCCACCGUCAUGCCCAAUGGGCAGCCUCCAAUCAAGAUCUUCCUUGAGAAACACUCCUCUCAGAGUGUGGACAUGCUUGCAAAGACACACCCCUACAAUCCACUCUGGGCACAGCUAGGGGACCUGUACGGGGCCAUUGGGUCACCAGUACGCCUCUCAAGGACGGUGGUGGUUGGCCGACGACAGGAUCUGGUCCAGAGACUCCUCUAUGUCCUCACAUACUUCAUCCGCUGCUCUGAGCUGCUGGAGACGCACAUGCUGGACAGUGCUGAGGAUGAGGCCAUCGUCAUGCCUGGUUCCCUCAUCACCACCUCCCUAAGGAAAGGAGAGGUGGAGGAGUCGGACUAUGUCCUUGUUACUGUCCAUAAACCCAGCGGGGACUACUUGUCCCAAGGGGCCCAUGGCCAUCAGAGUGAGACAGAGGACAGUAGCUACCCCUCGGACAACAGCCUCCAGAGCAGCACAUACACAGACACUGAUGUGGGGCAUGGUACCGAGGAUGCACCAAAGGAGGAAGACGAGGAUGAGGAAGCAGAGGAGGACAGCAGUGAGAGUCAAGGGUCCAGGAGCAGUGUGCUUCAGAUCGGACACAGUCAGGACAUGAUUCCUGUUAUCAGGACUAUAGAAGCAGCUGAGCCUGGGGAGCUGCACAGGGAGUCUAGCAGCCCGCUGGGCACAGAGGCCCGACUCGAGACCGUGCUGUGCAUUGGCUCAGCCUCACCCAGGGAGCAGGUCUGUGUGCUGGAAACAGAGACCAAGGGCGAACUGAAACUUACCCUCCCAAUCAUACCCUCAACCUGUGCAUCAAGUCCGUCCCCAACUCCCAUCACAGAGUGUAAGAACUCCGGGACAGCGGCUGGGAUGGAUGCAGGCACGGGGAACCCUCUCACCAAAGCGCUAAAUCCUUGGCCUUUGGGAAUCCCACUAGAGAAGAAGCCUCCGGAUAAGAACGUCUCUGCCAUGGUGCCAGUGCCAGUGAUACCGGGAAACACCGUGACAGGGCCCAUGGCUUUGACUCUCACAGAAGAGGAGCCAGCAACGAAAGUCACUUUUCUCAUUGGUGACUCCAUGUCCCCUGAGUCGGACACAGAGAGCCGCAGAAGGAAGGUGGAGGAUGAGAUUAAAAAGCACAAGAAACACCUCAAGGACAAACAUCUGCUUCACCAGCAGCAGCUGAUGCAUCAGCAACAACAACAGCAUCAUCAUCAUCAAGGGCAACAUUAUCAACAGCAACCGCUGCAGCUGCAGAGAGGAACAGAUUCAAAGACCAGCAGCACCAGUGCAUCGGAGGACCAAACCAAACAGACCAAGGCAGCUCCUGCUCUGCAGCGGGUGUCUAGUAAGAUGCCCCAGUGGAGCUCAGCAUGUAUGGAUGAUUUUGACGAGUGCAUCGGCCUGGACAACCCUGUGGAGACGAGGACAAUAGACGAUGUGUCUAAACGACAGCAGGCCAGCACCAUUGACAGCAUGCACAAAGACUUGCUGGACCCCUCGGGAGUCCGUGGGCCUGGUGACUUGGGAGUUCAGACUUUUCAGGGUGGAGUAAGAAUUCAGGAUUUGGGUCUCUGUUUAAGUUCGGACAGGGAAGAGGUGGGGUCCAGCAGGAAAGGAGACACUUUGUUGGAUGUCCAGAUGAGGUGCAGAUGUGGUUCCACAGAUUCCUCCGACAACUGCUGCUGUAGGGGCUGUUCUGCUGAGCAGGACAAGGGUCUCGUGUUGUCAGUCCCAGUCCCGCAGGACAGAAACAGCAACAGUAAAGAAGACCAAAAGCAUAAGGUGGCUCCUGUCAAUGACUGGGAGAUACCGCGCAACGAGAGCUCCGACAGCGCGCUAGGGGACAGUGAGAGUGAGGAGACGGAGGACUGGCAGGAGGAAGUGCUGGUGCCCUUCCCUGGGUCGAAGUUGGUGGAGAACUACUCAAAGCCGAGCAUCGCCAAUUUUGGCAGGUCUCUGUUUGGGGGCUACUGCCCCACCUACGUGCCAGACUUUGUACUGCAUGGGAUGCCCAGUGACGAGAAGCUGCGGCAGAGCCUCAUGGCUGAUUUAACUCAUGCUGUUCAGCAUCCGGUACUGGAUGAGCCCAUAGCGGAGGCUGUCUGCAUUAUAGCAGACACAGACAAGUGGACGGUGCAGGUGGCGAGCAGUCAGAGACGAGCAACUGACGUCAACAAGCUGGGGAAGGAGGUCCUGGUGUCCAGUCUGGUUUCCAGCUUAUUACAGUCCACUCAUCAGCUCUACAAACUCAACCUCUCACCCAACUUUUGUAUAAUGCACCUUGAGGACCGCCUGCAGGAAAUCUACUUCAAGAGCAAGAUGCUUGCUGAGUAUUUAAAGGGCCAGACACGAGUCCAUGUGAAAGAACUGGGCAUGGUCUUAGGAAUCGAGUCCAGCGACCUUCCCCUGCUGGCUGCAGUGGCCAGCACCCACUCCCCCUAUGUGGCUCAGAUCCUUCUAUGAGACCGUAAAGACACUGAAGUCCCUGAGCAGCCCGAGGAAACCGGUCUGACUCGGGCGGUGCCACUCUGGCCCCAACACACAGCUGUCCAUGCUCCGCUGCUGACCCCCCCGACAUGGUUUCCUUUCUCGUGUGCCUGGACUCGGUGGGUCUUGCCCUGCAGGUACAGUGCACAUGUUAAUGGACCACAGCCAGCGCCUCCCCUCACCACCCCUGCUGCUGAAGUUGGUGCAAUGCUGAUAUUGUGCCACAGUGGGAGGCUGCAGCCCACAGCCGCACGGACGGAGCGUGGCUCUGCGGACGACCGAGGAAUCCCUGAAAUGACCUUCUCCUGUUGUUUGAAUGUUUUAAAACGGGACUCACUUUACUUUUUUGGACGUAAAAGCCAAAGACUUGAUUCAUUUUCCCAGUUGAAGAUGAAACUUUUAAGAUACCUACAGAACAUGAACAAUGUAUUUUUGUUUCUUGAAACUGUUUCUCUUUCUGUACAAUCUUAAACCCGGUCGCACAAUGUGACGGACUCCAAGUUUAAAGGUAACAGAUGGACGUUUUUACACUUUGCUUUGAGGUAAAUAUCAUUGAGAACAUUAUCAAUCUCGCGCCAAUUUUGUUAUGUUUGUUGUUUAUCUUCCUGUGUUUGUUUACAAGCCAAAUUUCCCUGAGAUAUCGAAAACAAAAUCUGACACACAGGAUUUUUUUUUUUUGACAAAUUACAAUACACACCUGACUUUAACCCUUAUGGUUUGUCACAGAGGUGCACACCGUGAUUUUAUUUUUUGUUCUACAAACUAAUUCUGAAAUGGCUAAAAGUGGCUUUGACAUUCUUAUCAUAGGGACAGCACUACCUCAGAUCUUCGUAUGGGCUGUGGACGACCCACACACACUUACAGCUGCCCCAUAGAAAACCAUGAGGUGUAGUUUUUAAGAUAUUUUAAUCAGAGGAAUGUCGGUGUCAACUGUGUGCGGACUCUAUGCUGUGUUCUUUCAAAAAGGGAAGGCUGUUUAAUUCUUUAGGAUGAUCGUUACAAAACUUAAAGAGGAAAAAACAUUUGAUGCAUCAGAAUGUGAUGACGGCGUUUUCCUUUCUACUGUGGAAAAGCUUAAAAAAUGCAUCAUCUACUUAUAUUUUAAAACUAGAUGCUGAAAUAUUUUCACACUUUUAUAGCUUUGCCACAUUUAUACGAUGUUUACGGCUUUGAUGUUUUUCUGCGGCGAGAGGAGACGGAGAAGGAACACAGUAGGCCUUAGAGUGGAUAUGUAUGUAUCAGUUAACACUACUGGAUUUUCAGUUUCUCUGACAGUUGUAAAACAAAGCAAAAGUUAUAGUAGCACACUUUUAUCUUUUUGUUUCUCUUUUGAUUCUCCACGAACCCAGGGUGGGAUUUGCUGAGAUUGAAUCGCUUUGCUAGUUUCCAUUUUUUGAUUCUCACCUAGGCACAAAGUGUGUCCUGCAGCGGGGCUAAUGCAGCAUAAUUUCAUUAUUCUCAGUGUUUGCUGACGGUUGAUAUCAUUGAAAAUCAAAGUAUAUUUUCUUUGUUUCAUUGCCGACAAAAUAGUGCGAGUAAAACAAUUAUUUAACAUGAAAAAGAGAGGAACUGCUGCGUUUCAGGCGAUACCACAGACUGUAUGUAAAGAUGGACGACAUGAACGUUCCCCAAACUGAAGCAGAAGCGUCCCCGUGUUGAGUGGCUACAGUUUAGGUCAUACACUCUGCCUCCUCCAUGUUAGUGGAUAGUGAUAUAGAUUUUCCUCAAAGAUGUUUCUUGUCAUUUUAGGUUCUUAUCACACUGAAGUUUGACCGAGUAAUUUAGUGAAAUUUUUUUGAUGCUAUAAAAAUGGGGUGAAACGUCAUGAUUGACAGCUGAGACUGACACACGAUUGGUCGAGCGCGUGUAUCUGUGGGAUCUCUCUCCUCCGGCUUCAUCCCCCAAUCGCUACUGUGCAGACUCUGACCCCCUAUACCCAAGAUAGUUUCAUUUCUUGACAGUGGGAGGAAGUGGAGACGCGUCGUCCAUCUUUAUUCACGGUCUAUGGUCCACACUGCGCUUUACCACUUUACCACUUAACCACUUUACCACUGUGCUGAAAAUGUACCUUCAUGGAAAAGGAAUUGCAGGCUGAGGGUAAAGUGGUGCAGUGUGUUUGAAGCUCCUUAUUUUCUACCAUUUACGUUGACAAAUCCCCAAUUUUGACAAAUUGUUGAAAAAAGCAGGAAUAACUUUGGCAGUGUGAUGCUGAGAGUUGGAACCGCACUAGUUUUCUUUCUGUCCAGCCAAAUCACACCCUGAAUAUAACCCAAGUCUUAACGGAGAAGUGGCGUGGACGCACCGCAGGCGUCUGGAGCGCUCCUUUUGCUGGUAAAAUCUGAUGUAAACACGCUUGUUACUGUAUCGAAGAUGCUCAGCUAUAUCGGCCUACGUUUUUGUACAACCCAGCCAUGAUGUUUAAAAAAAAAAAAACAAAAAAAACAAAAAGGUUCGAAUUUAUAUCUCGCUUUUCCCUCUUUGUACAUGAAUAAAUUAUUUAGUUGCUGUGGUAUGUGUAACAGUUUGUGUAAACUGUACAUACUGUUUAUUUCCACGUCAUUUGUACAGAAUGUCUUUUAAGAAUUGUAUCCUCAAAUUAUUUUUUUCCCAAUUUUAUGGGAAUGUUGUGCAAUAAAGAUGCCCGAUGUUGAGAA